This is a messenger RNA of Ixodes scapularis (black-legged tick), 1230 nucleotides long. RefSeq lists its product as uncharacterized. The record is from RefSeq and is a predicted model, not a curated record. NCBI's taxonomy places the organism in Eukaryota, Metazoa, Arthropoda, Arachnida, Ixodida, Ixodidae. The transcript has 6 exons. The coding region runs from base 66 to 1181 and encodes 371 amino acids. Gene Ontology annotation, molecular function: DNA binding. Gene Ontology annotation, biological process: negative regulation of DNA-templated transcription.
ACUAGUGCGAUCGGUGUUCAGGACGAAAGCAGACAAAGACACAUCACGGUUAUUUCAUUGUCACUAUGUUUUACGCGUACGUGAUUUACCUUGAUGGCGCAAAGGCUAUCGUAAGCGUAAACUGCAUUAAGAAAUUCAAGCCAGCGAGUGUGGAGGAUUUCGACCCCGACGCUCUGAAGAGCGUGUAUUGGAAGGCCACUGGAGCGUGCGCCGGGGAAGGCUACUACAAAGCUAAAAUCCAGAUGCUUUGCGAGACACGGGACGACCUGAUAGCAGCCCUUAAGAAGAAGCACAUGGCGAUCCCCAUGAUUCUGAAUUCCAAGUUCGAGGUAUAUGUGCGCCUUAGGCUGUUUUAUUACCUCGUUCUUCUAUUCUGUUCAGAACCAGGGGCCUUAUGUUGGUAUUUUAUUGAAAUGUCGCCGCCCUCUGCGGUGGGCAGCGAGGGUGAAAGCAAGAAGAAGAGGAAGACAGAGGACGGGACGUCCGGUGUAUCGCUCGUGGACCACGCCCGACUCGUGGAGAAACUAAAGACAGCCAAGCAGAGGGUUGUGAACCUGGAGCAGGAGCUCCAGAUUGAGAGGGCAUUGUCACGAAGACUGCAGGAGCAGCUGCUGGCACUGCUGGGGGAGAAUGCCCCUCCUGGCGGUGUUGGGCCAGCUCCUCCAGCUUGCCCAGCAGCAGUUCCUGCUGCCGGUGCUCCUGCUCCAGUUCACAUGCGAGCUGGUGUGGCUCAUGCUCCACCCAUGCCGGCCGCUGAUGUUGCUGCUCCAGCAGCGGACCAUGUGGCAGGCCCACCGGAGGCACCUCCCCAGUGUGUAGCAGUGCUUGGAGAGGUCAAUGGCGAGGUUCACCUUGGCCAUGGUGUUCUAGUGGAAAAGGAGAAGCUUUCAUACAUCAUGGGAGCCCGGGGGGACUCCAUGUUCAUCAAGGAGGCGACCAAGCUGGUCUUCGGCCGGGAAAACUUGAAUGGCCGAAGUACGACUGGGGUGCCAUGCCGGCGCUUUAAGGGCGCCGUGGCCAAGAGGGCGCUGACACCGGCCAAGUUGGGAGCAGUCCGGAAUGCCUUCAACGAGUACAUCCGGAGACAUCCACGGGAGGCAUCUCCGGGGAAGAGGGCAGCCCAGAUGAACCACUAUGUGCGGGAGCUGCUGCAGGAUAUUAACAAGAAGCUUGACUUCUAGGCUUGCUUAGAGGUCAAGCUUCUUGUUGAUUUUCUGCAGUAUGCCAAUU